AUGGUGAAGAAGGGCAUGCUCCUGAAAAGAAUUCAUGAGUUUGAUGACAGACCAGAGUUUUUCGGUUCUUGGAAAAACACGUUUUUGAACAUUGUUCAUGAACUUGAUCUAAGUCCAGCAGAAGAAGUUGAUCUACUUGUGCAGUAUUUAGGACCAGAGUCGAAGAAAGCAGCUAUAAGUAUUCAGUCCGCAAACUACAGCGACGCACGCCGAGCAAAAGAAAGGAUCUGGCGCAGAUUGAAUGAACGAUAUGCUAGACCGGAAUUGGUGGAAUCUUCUAUCAAACAGAAGCUAAUGUGCUUUCCCAAAAUCACAGUUAAGGAAGUGAAGAAGUUACAUGACCUUGUAGACAUUGUUGUAGAAAUUGAUUCUUUGAAGAAUGAUAAACAGUACUCUAGUCUUUUUGCUUCCUAUGACUCUUCAGCUGGAGUGAAUUUAAUUGUGAAUAAGCUUCCGUAUCAGUUACAAGAAAAGUGGACCAAUGACGCGAGCAGAUACAAAGAGCAACACAACCUGGCUUUUCCACCAUUCCAUUUCUUUGCAAGCUUCUUGGAGAGAAUGGGUCACCUUGCUAAAGACUGUCGCUCAACUGUAGUGUGUAGUGUAUGUAAGGGAACCAACCACCCAGCAGCGUUGCAUGAAAACAAACUUGCCACCAGUGAUCAAGAUUUUGACAAAAACAAUCCUGCGCGGAUGAAGACUGAAGAAGUAACAUCAGCAUGUACUUUGUUAUGUGGACGGGCUGGUGCAAGCAAAUCAUGUGCAAAAACAGUAUUAGUAAAAGUCUACCCCAGGGGAAAUCCAGAGAAGGCCAUUUCUGUGUACGCUAUUAUAGAUGAGCAGAGUAAUCGCUCACUAGCAAGGUCAGCAUUCUUGAACUCUUUUGGUAUCCCUGGACCUGAAACGCCUUACACUUUAUCAUCGUGCUCAGGAAAUACAACAGAGUAUGGCAGAAGAUGUUCGAACUUAACUAUAGAAUCCUUUGACUCAAGCUAUACGAUUGAUCUACCUACGCUCAUAGAGUGUGACCAUAUACCAAACAUAAGGGAUGAAAUACCAUCUCCAAAAGUAGCUGAAGCUUACAGUCAUUUAAAAGACAUUGCCGAGUUCAUUCCCCCUGUUCAGGAAAGUGCAGAGAUAUUGCUGCUCAUUGGAAGAGACCUGCUGCCCGCCCAUCAUGUCUUAGAACAACGCAUUGGACCUAUGCAUGCGCCGUUUGUACAAAGGUUGCGGCUGGGCUGGGUGAUUAUCGGCAACAUCUGUCUUGGUACAGCUCAUCAGCAAAACACUAUCUCAGUAAUGAAGACCUCUACACUGAAGGAUGGAAGGACUAUUCUACUUGAGCCAUGUCACAAUAGCAUUCAUGUUGAAGAAAAUUGUGUUUUCUCAAGAACAAGUGAGGACAAUUUACUUGGACUUUCUAUAAACGACAAAGAUUUCUUACAUCUCAUGGAGACAGAAAUGUAUAAGGCUCCUGAUGGAUCCUGGACAGCUCCUCUACCCUUUAGAAGAAAUCGUAAACAUUUACCUAAUAACAAGUCCCAGACCCUAAGAAGAGCCCAUUCCCUGGAUGUCAGCUUAAGGAAGAACCCUGAAAAGAUGGAACAUGUUAUCGCAUUCAUGAGGAAAAUACUUGAAAACGGACAUGCUGAACCAGCACAACACUUAGACUCUCAUGCAGAAUGCUGGUAUUUACCACUUUUUGCAGUGUAUCUUCCGAAGAAACCAGGAAGCGUUAGAUGUGUUUUUGACUCUUCAGCUAAAUAUGAAGGGAUUAGCCUCAAUGAUGUAUUAUUAACAAGAGCAGAUCUUGUUAACUCUCUGUUAGGAAUACUCUUGAGAUUCCGGCAACAUCCUGUUGCUGUUACUGCUGACAUAGAACAAAUGUUCUAUCGUUUUUCAGUUCCAGAGAAACAUAGAGACUUCUUAAGAUUUAUGUGGUAUAAAGACAAUGACCCAAGUCAAGACCUGAUUGAAUAUAGAAUGACUAGACACGUGUUUGGUAACAGCCCAUCGCCCGCUGUUGCUACAUUUGGACUUCGGAAAUGUGUCAAUGAGACAGAUGAUGAUGUGAAGAACUUUGUUGAAAGAAAUUGUUAUGUGGAUGAUGGCUUAAUGUCAUAUGACGGCAGUGAAGAAGCUGUAGACCUAUUGUGUUGCACACAGAAAACUCUCAAGAAAGAGGGAAAUAUUCGUCUCCACAAGAUUUCAUCAAAUUGUCUGGAUGUGAUUAAAUCUUUCCCAGUAGAAGAUCUAGCCAAAGAGGUGACGGGCAUCAAACUUGAUCUAAUUGAAGCACCACUUCAAAGCUUAGGAGUCAGUUGGGACAUCUCCAAAGACUCGUUUACAUUUCAAUUCUCUAGUACCAAGAGGUCAUUUACAAAAAGGGGUGUCCUCGCAACAAUCAAUGGACUAUAUGACCCGAUUGGAUUUGUGGCUCCAGUCACAAUUCAAGGCAAGUUUAUCUUACAGGAUCUGAUGUCAUCCUCAACUGACUGGGAUGAACCGCUUCCACAAACAUUGAAGUCCUACUGGAGCAACUGGGUGGAAUCCCUUCCUGAAUUACAAUCUAUUCUUAUACCCAGAUGUUACAUCAACUUACCUUCAUCAGAUGUGAAACGUAGAGAACUCCACAUCUUUUCUGAUGCUUCGCAUAGAGAGCUAUUAGUGCAGUCGCAUAUCUGA
Molecule: messenger RNA, 2685 nt
Organism: Magallana angulata
Lineage: Eukaryota; Metazoa; Mollusca; Bivalvia; Ostreida; Ostreidae
Exons: 2
Coding region: 1-2685 (894 amino acids)
Source: RefSeq, a predicted model, not a curated record